AUGACGGGGACGACGACAACGGGCGGCAGGGGCGGCGAGGGCGGCGGGGACGGCGACGAUGUGCUUCGGGGUUGGCGAUCGAGGGCGGCGGGGGCGAAGGCGCGGCGGCGCGGCGGCGGCGGCGAUAGAUCAAUGUUGCGCGAGGAGUGGAGAAGUGGUCGAGAUGGAACUGUUUUUUCGAUGGCGGAUGGUGAUGGACCUUGGUAUGACGGAUUAAUCGAUGAGUGGGAUAAGGAGCAUCGUGCUCGUGCCAUUGAGAAUGGACAGGUUGUAGUUGCUAUGCGCAUGAGGGGUCAUUCCGCUGAUGACUUUGAUUACGACCCACGGUAUGAGCCUUACAUUCGGAGAUUGGGUCUUCUCCCAUUCGUGUUGCAGUUUAAGCGACGCGCUCCGCCGGUGAACCACGCGGCGCUGACCGCACUUGUGGAUCGUUGGAGGCCGGAGACUCACUCCUUCCACCUUCCAUGUGGGGAGAUGACGAUGACCCUACAGGACAUGGCUAUGAUAAGCGGCCUUCCUAUCAAUGGACAAGCUGUUACCGGUCGUGUCAGCGUGGGUAAUUGGCGAGAACGGACUGCCGAUUUAAUUGGCGUUCAGCCCGAGGGCCCUCAGGAAGGCAAGGCCGAUACCGCGAAAGUGAGGCAUUCUUGGCUAAAACUGGUCAGAGGAAACACCAACCCGUGCCCUCAAGAUGCCAAUGACGUGGUUGUGCAGCAGUACGCGCGGGCCUAUCUUUGGUAUGUACUAACCAAGGUAGUCUUCUCAGAUGCAACUGGGAACUCAGCCCUCUGGAUGUUCUUGGAGCCACUUAAUAACUGGGAUACCCAGUAUAGCUGGGGUUCGGCCGCACUAGCAUACUUGUAUCGUCAGCUUGACUUGGCGUGUCGGAGGAAGGGAGGUACAUCCUCAUUGUCUGGGUUUGUUUGGAGCCUAUCCGUGUGGAUGUGGGAGCGGAUCCCGGUUGGACGGCCCGAUUUGAAGAACCCCCUCAUGGCAAACCCACGGGGUAAUCAUGACGGGUUGCAUGAUGAUGAUCCAUAUCGGCGCCCUACGCUUGCUUACUAUUGGGAACAAGUGAUUGUCUACACAGGAAGCUCGCAUGUGCGAUACAAGUGCUAUAUGAACGAGCUGGACACCUUGACUGCUGAGCAGGUACAUUGGUUGCCUUAUGUGGAAGAUCGUGACUUUGAUCUUAAUGAGAUGUGCACGCGUGAUAGCCAUCUUUGGCGGGCGAGGUUCGAUCGAAGGAACAAUCAGGAUAUAUCGGAUUGUGCAAACAAACACCGUGCGUGGAUAGAAAUUUGGAAUCAAAGAGACACGUUAGUGCAAUCAGAGAAUAGACCUUACAAUCAGUCAGCAUAUCAGAAGUAUCAAGUGUGGUAUGCGGAUCGUUACCGGUUAAAGCUGAAGCCAGGUUGGACUCACGAAGAGUGGUCGGAGUUGGUGUCUGAAGACCCGGAGACUGCAGAAGGUUAUCAUACCUUCAACACGGCUGUGAGAGACACCAGAGGGGCUCAUGUUGACUACGCACCGAUGCAUGACGAAAUGGGCAGAGAGUUGCUUCUGUGCGUCAACGAUGCCAAUGUUGCACUGAGUCAUCCACCUGGUGGUGCAUUAUCUGAGAGGACUCUUAGGAGCACGAUGGAGAAGUUCAAGAAGCGGUUCCAUAAGAUGGCAGCUAUGCUUUCUUGCCAUGGUGCUCAGUCCAGUGACGUGUAUGCACCAGGUAGCCGCGCCGCCAGAGCUAAUAAACGGCGUUAUGUCCAGAACGAAGAGGACAUAGAGGAGGAGGUCAAUGAAGAGGAGCCAGCACAUCAAGAGGAGCCAACACAUCAUGAUGAGCAUGAGUAUGAUGCAACACAUCAAGAGGAUCAUGAGUAUGAUGUUGAUGCUCCACAACCAUCACAGGUUACACAACCGACACAAGGCAAUGCCCGCUCUAAAAAAGGCAAAGCAAUAGCUAAGACACCGGGCCAGAAAGGUAGAAAGAAGAUAUGGAACACUCAAUUCCAUAGUCCGGAGUAUCCUCAUCAAUUUAUGCCUGCGGGAAUGCAAAGAUAUAAGUCGAACAUUGAUGCAGAGGCGGAGGAGGCUAGCGAAGAGGAGGAGCAUGAGGCUAGCGAAGAGGAGGAGCAUGAGGCUAGCGAAGAGGAGGAGCAUACACUUGCAGAUAUCGUGAAGAGAGGAAGGAAGAAAUGA
Molecule: messenger RNA, 2199 nt
Organism: Triticum dicoccoides
Lineage: Eukaryota; Viridiplantae; Streptophyta; Magnoliopsida; Poales; Poaceae
Exons: 8
Coding region: 1-2199 (732 amino acids)
Biological process (GO): meristem maintenance; meristem development
Source: RefSeq, a predicted model, not a curated record